CGAGCACCGCCUGUUCUUCAGCUCUCUUACAACAACAAACGCGCUCUCAUCGGUUGGACGAGUGCAGACUAGAGACGGAAAUACAUUAAACAUGUAGUUUUCUCAACUUACACCUCGUUAAGUUACACAUUUGUGGAUAAGACAACUUGAAAACGGACAACAAAAACCAGGUCGCAUUCAGUAUUUCUCUGCAGACUUUACAGAGAAGCGGCUGUCCCGGAGCUACUCCAACGAUACAUGUCGGCGAGGACGGAGAGGCCGGGAGAGAGUGAAGAUCUGUUCAUCAGAGUGAGUCUCUGGGAUGCUCGACGGACCCGUACCGCAUGCUUCUCUAAGACCUCCGGAAGCUAAGACAGAACAUUUGACCCCUCCGAGCCGCCAUCAUGGCUCUGGUUCAGGCUCUGCCCAUCUCUACUGAGCCUCACACCCCCGGCCAUAGUGGAUCCCGCAGGAGACACCACUCCUCCUCGUCCCCCGUCAACGCUCCACCCUCCGCUCUGGAUCCCAUGGGUUCUGUCAGCAGUCUCAUCGCCGCCCGUCCAGGACCCUACCAAGACCUCCGUUCUGGCGGGGAGCUGGGAGCCAGGGUGCGGCGGCCCACACAGGGCGCCUCCUGUCUGGGCUCUGAGUCACCCCAGGACCCUUUACUGCAGAACAUCCUGCCACUCUUGAAACAGAGCUCCACAGGCUCCGGCAGGGGUCUGAUGGAAAAGGAGAGCGGGAAUGGGAACCACACCUAUCUGAAUGAGGACUUCAUAGGAGACUGGAACGACAACCAUGUGACGCCUGUGAGCCCGGGGACGGACGUGGACGGGAGUCAAGAAGUGUCCGGGUUAAAUGGAAAUAUGGGCGGACCGCCUCCAAAACUGGUCCCUGUGUCAGGAAAACUGGAGAGGAACAUGGAGAAAACGGUGCUGCGGCCCACAGCCUUCAAACCCGUCAUUCCCAAGAACCGGACGUCCAUGCAGUACCUCUCCCCCCGCCAUGUUGCCAACGUAUCAGAAAGCCAAAACAACCUGAACCUGCUCAGUCCGACCCACAGAGAAUCAUCGCCCUCCAGCACGGAGAAAAGCAACGCGUACGGCCGAACGCGGAACGGCGGCAGCGGCUGCAACCAGCCGUGUCAGCUGACCGACUCUGGACGCAACUCCCUCUGCAGCAUCCCCCCAUACAGCAGCGCCCCCUACAGUCAGACGUCAGGGGAGACCACCGCUGGUCACCUGGAGCCCAUGAAGAGCGCUCCACCUGUCAGCACGCACGGACACUCAAACUCUGACAGCGGGCGCUCGUCUUCAAGUAAGAGCACCGGCUCUGGCUCGAUCAGCGGCCGAGGUCAUCCUCUCUCUGACAGCGGGUCUAGUGGGCGCUCCCCGGGCCCGGUGGAGGGUUAUGAAGGGGUGGUGAGGGACCUGGAGGACAAACUGAGGGAGAGAGAGCUGGAGCUGCAGACACUCAGAGACAACCUGGACGAGAAUGAAGCUGCUAUUUGUCAGGUCUAUGAGGAGAAGCAGAAGCGCUUCGAGCUGGAGCUGGAGGAGCUGAGGCAGGGCUGUGCCACCAGGAUGCAGGUCGCCUCGCAGAAGGCCCAGCGCGCUCAGCAGGUGCUUCAGCUGCAGGUGUAUCAACUGCAGCAGGAGAAGAAGAAGUUGCAGGAGGACUUUGCUCAGCUCCUGCAGGAGAGGGAGCAGCUGGAAGAGCGCUGCACAUCCUACGAGCACGAGAAGAUCCAGCUGGGGCCUCGACUGGAGGAGAGCAAGUGGGAGGUGUGUCAGAAGUCGGGGGAGAUCUCGUUGCUGAAGCAGCAGCUGAAGGAGGUGCAGGGCGAGUUGUCCCAGCGGGUGGGGGAGAUCGUGUCCCUGCGAGGUCAGCUCAGGGAGUCUCGCGGCGAGCUGACCAACACACAGGUGCUCCUGCAGGAGGCCAACGGGACGACGCGCACGCGGACCCUGGAGCUGGAGGUGUGCGAGAACGAGCUCCAGCGGCGCAAGAGCGAGGCGGAGCUGCUGAGGGAGAAGGUGGGACGCCUGGAGGGAGAGCUGGUUCACCUCAGAGACGCUUUGGCCAAUCAGGGCCCGGGAAACAGACAGUGUCAGGUGUUCCACGAGGCCGAGGAGCACAUGCUGGCCUACGAGAGCGACGAGGCGAAGGCUCAGCGGCAGAGCACUUCAGAGGCGCUGCAGAGCAUGAAGCUGCAGAUGGACAGGAUGAAGUCGGAGCUCGCCUUCGAGCACCAGCGGGCGGAGCAGCAGAUGGGGGGCUUUGAGGAGGAGCGCAAGAUAUGGCAGGAGGAGAAGGACAAGGUGAUCCGCUACCAGAAGCAGCUGCAGCAGAACUACGUGCAGAUGUACCGCAGGAACCGAGAGCUGGAGCAGCUGCUGCAGGAGCUCAGUCAGGAGGAGGACGAGGGCAGCGGCAACGAGAUCAACUUCGACGAGAUCGCCGCCACGGAAAUAUGAACCCUCGUGUCCGUUCAUGUUUUAUUUGCACUACUGUCAGCUUUUUUUUUUUUGAAAUUCACCUUCACGUCACAGAUCGGAUCUCCUCUGCGCUGUCUGGAUGGAAACAUAAACCCUGUUCACACAAGCAUCACAAAUGGACAUCUCAAAGCACAGCUGUUCACACCUGGAAUUAUCAUGACCUGAAAAUGCAUCUCAAAAUGUGUUUCCAGUGACCACUUGUUUGAUACUUUCAUGCAAAAUAACACACAAAGCAGCAUUUACCUUUAUUAGGCUUUAAACGACAUCGACUGUUACUUGCAGAUACAAAGAGAGAGAGAGAGCGAGUGUGUAAUAUCAAACUUUCUAUGGAACAUAAUUUCACUUUACAGCUGUUUAAUUUAUCAGUGAGUGAGAAACUACUGCAGACUGGAGUCUCUGGAAACUAAUAGAGCCACUCAACUAAAAAAAAACAAAAACAGUCAGAUCCUAAGCCCAUAUCCAUCACCGGUAGUGUUUAAACCUGUACUUCAGGCUGUCCACUCGUGAUGUCAUCACUUAGGAUGCCAGGUGAAAACAGGACAACAGUUUGAGGAGACGUGUAAAAAAACAUCUGCAGUGUAAAAUCAGCCGCACGUUAGCUCUGCCUCAUCGGUCUAGUCUCCAAGGAGUCCCACUUAAAAGCCAACGACCUCUAUUAGUCGUUAGUAGGCCACCUCAGUCCUCUGCCCCCCACUCAUUAUCAUUUAUGUGAGUGUUUAUGAGCUACGUCUUUUCCCGCAGUUUUAGUGGGAGUUAUUAUGUGUGAGUAACAUUUCACCCUCCUCCUCCUCCUCCUCCUGUGUUUGUCAGGAUUCCUCCUCCCUGCUCAGAUUAUCACCACACUCCCACUCUGUGUUAGCAGUCUGCUCUUGUUUGUGUCGUUAAUAUGGACAAAGCCCACGCUGCUGUACGGUGACAGAAAACGUGGGACUCUGCACACGUCAAGGUUGAGAGUGAGUGAGUCAGAGCGCGGUGCUGAGGUUGGAGAGCGAUGAUCUAUCAAACUACUACAGCCUUUAUGUAAACGCCAUUCGGACUGAAAAGAGUAACUGCAGAUGUUUUCUUCCUUUAAUUUGAUUGACAAACUAUUCAAAUUUUCUGAAAUUCUACGGCACAUAAGGUGUUUUAUAACUUUGAAAAAGGCAGAAUUUGACACUCUAGGACACUUUUAUGUAAGAGGAUGUAUGAGGGAAUAAAAUCCUAAAAUUGGGCUCUUACAUCCUGAACAAUGAAACCUAAAAAAGUUUAGAUGUAAACAUCAACAGAGUGCAAUGUAAUCAGAUACAAAAUCAUCACAUGAUUAUGACUGAACCAGCUUUAAAACCAGCACAGAUUUGUGUGGAAAGUUUGGAUUAAAUGAUUUUCCUUUUUCAUAUAGAAGGGGUUAUAUGGAUCAAAUACAGUACCAAGUAUCGAUCACACUGUAUAUCAUGAUAUCAUGAAUGUUCAGAAAUUAAAUUGGCUUUUUUUUAACAGCAGACGUUAAUGCUCUUCAUAGCAGGAGAAGUUGAUAAGCAAUAUUGAAACCGACUGUUUUUCCAUUAACAUGAAUUCAAAGAGAUCCAGUUCCAGGCUCACUGUCGGGUCUUACCGGGAAAAACUUCAUGAAACCAAGCUAAUUCGUUUCACGUCUUCUGUGUUAAAGGUUCUCUGAGAAACUUUCUGUUUUUAGCUAAUCAAGCAAAUAAAACACCCGGUAAGAAAAAUCAAAAUAACUCAAAAGUCAUGUUUUAAAAAAAAAACAUUAUUAGCAUUUUGGUUUCUACUUCCAAAAACAGAAUGAGUUUAAUGUUUUGAGGCCGACACUUUGUUGUUUGUGUUGUUCAGAGAUGCUUAUUUAGAUUUUAAUGGCUGCUCUUUUUUCUAAUGUUAAACUGUAAACAUUCAAAAAGGGAGUGAUCAACAGUGUUUGAAGAGAGGGAGGGUCAGAAAUACAUAUUUUUUUCUUUUCACAUAAAGCAUUAAACGCUGCUUAUUGGUGUAAAACCUUUUCAUAAACUGGCCUGAAACAUCCAGAAUUAUAAACCUGGUAUGUAGCAACCACAGCUUGAACUGUAUGUCAGAGUCAUGGCGUACAAGUCCUUAAGUCACCGGCUCCAUCUGUUUCAUUUCAGUCAGUGAUAUGUUGAAGGAGGCAAACUGAACUUUAAAAAAGAUAAACAUACACUCAUCUGAAUUUAAUCUCUUUACUGGUUCACACAUGUUCCAGAUUAAGACGUGUGAGACGGUCCUGAAACAAAUCCUUCAUGGCUCGUUUAUCUGAUAAUCAGAGCGAAUAAUUUAAACACUUUUCUGCGUAAGAGCUGAAGAAAGAGAUGACUGUGUGUGUUUAUGUGUUACUAAGGAUUAAAUCUCUGAUGGGAAGUCGUGCACUGAAUGAGCCUCUUUAUGAGUAAACUACCUGACGACCUUUAAAGUAUAAGACCUGUUAUUCCGCACAGCUGAGCUCAGAGAAAAAAAGAAAAAAAAACCUUUUUGUUUUGUCCCAUUAUAACCUGCUGAUUGAGUUUCCCUCCUCUGUAAAUGACCCGGAGAAAUCAUCGAGAUGUGUGUCCUUAAACAUACAAACAUAGCCACUGUGAAUAGACCAAAGCAAUGUCGCACCUGUUCUAUUAGCUCCUCCUCCUCCAGAUAUGACACCUGUAUAUUAACGUCAGUGUGGAUGUCCGUUCUGUGAUUUUAUAAUCCACAAUAUUUGUAUGAAGACAUUAAAUGUAUAUUUUCAUGCUGUACAUAUCUUGAACAAACCUACUAUGUUUUUAAUUAAAGAAAUACAAAAUGUUGAA
Messenger RNA from Labrus bergylta (ballan wrasse), 5263 nucleotides. Its product is annotated as leucine zipper putative tumor suppressor 2 homolog. Gene Ontology annotation, biological process: negative regulation of canonical Wnt signaling pathway; cell division. NCBI's taxonomy places the organism in Eukaryota, Metazoa, Chordata, Actinopteri, Labriformes, Labridae. The record is from RefSeq and is a predicted model, not a curated record.